This is a messenger RNA of Hippopotamus amphibius kiboko, 4813 nucleotides long. It is a transcript of the gene ZDHHC20, whose product is annotated as zinc finger DHHC-type palmitoyltransferase 20. The record is from RefSeq and is a predicted model, not a curated record. Gene Ontology annotation, biological process: synaptic vesicle maturation; peptidyl-L-cysteine S-palmitoylation; protein targeting to membrane. Bases 172 to 1269 code for a protein of 365 amino acids. Gene Ontology annotation, cellular component: endoplasmic reticulum; Golgi apparatus. The transcript has 13 exons. NCBI's taxonomy places the organism in Eukaryota, Metazoa, Chordata, Mammalia, Artiodactyla, Hippopotamidae. Gene Ontology annotation, molecular function: protein-cysteine S-palmitoyltransferase activity.
CGGCGGAGGCGGGGGCGAGGCGCCGAGCCGCGGGGAGCGCUUUAGUCGCCGCCGCCUUCUCCGCUGCCUCCGCCGCCUUCUCCGCUGCCUCCGCCGCCUCCGCCGCCUCAGCGGGGGGUCUGGCGCGCGCCGCCGCCCCGGGCCGCUGGGUGGCGCGGCCGCCGGCGGAACAUGGCGCCGUGUACGUUGUGGCGCUGCUGCCAGCGCACCGUGGGCUGGGUGCCGGUGCUCUUCAUCAGCUUCGUGGUCGCCUGGUCCUACUACGCGUACGUGGUGGAGCUGUGCGUGUUUACACUUUCUGGAAAUGGAGAAAACGGAAAGGCCGUUGUUUACCUUGUGGCUUUCCAUCUGUUCUUUGUUAUGUUUGUAUGGUCCUAUUGGAUGACAAUUUUCACAUCUCCCGCUUCCCCCUCCAAAGAGUUCUGCUUGUCCAAUUCUGAAAAGGAACGUUAUGAAAAAGAAUUCAGCCAAGAAAGACAACAAGAAAUUUUGAGAAGAGCAGCAAGAGAUUUACCUAUCUACACCACGUCGGCUUCAAAGACUGUCAGAUAUUGUGAGAGAUGUCAGCUGAUCAAGCCUGACCGCGCGCAUCACUGCUCAGCGUGUGACGUGUGUAUUCUUAAGAUGGAUCAUCACUGCCCUUGGGUGAAUAACUGUGUGGGAUUUUCUAAUUACAAAUUCUUCCUGCUAUUUUUAUUGUACUCUCUAUUAUAUUGCCUUUUCGUGGCUGCAACAGUUUUACAGUACUUUAUAAAAUUUUGGACGAAUGAACUCUCAGAUACGCGCGCAAAAUUCCACGUGCUUUUCCUUUUCUUUGUGUCGACGAUGUUUUUCAUCAGUGUGCUGUCACUCCUCAGCUACCACUGCUGGCUGGUUGGAAAGAACAGAACAACCAUAGAAUCAUUCCGCGCACCCACAUUCUCAUAUGGACCUGAUGGAAAUGGUUUCUCGCUUGGAUGCAGUAAAAAUUGGAGACAAGUCUUUGGUGAUGAAAAGAAAUAUUGGCUACUACCAAUAUUUUCAAGUCAGGGUGAUGGCUGCAGUUUUCCGACUCGCCUUGUGGGGACGGAUCCAGAACAAGCUUCUGUUUCAAACCAAAGUGAAAGUACCAGAAGUAUUGGCUCAAAUCAACCCUUUCCUAUCAAACCGCUUAGUGAAUCAAAAAACCGCUUGUUGGACAGUGAGUCUCAGUGGCUAGAGAAUGGAUCUGAAGAAGGCGUUGUCAGAUCAGGGACAAAUAACCAUGUAACAGUGGCAAUAGAAAAUUGAGUACCACUUGUUCAUACUAACCAAUUGAAUAAGAGCAAGGUUUAUAAAAACAUAAUGGACUGAUAUUUUCCAUUUUAUUUGCAAGAAAAUGAUCAAUGGAAUUAAAUAAUUGAAGUAUAAAUGAAGAUAUAUUUUUAAAAAAGGAAACCUUUGUACGGAUUGCUGGGUCCACAGAAGCACUGCUCCAGAGCUGGAAGAUGCCUUAAUCUUAAAUGAGCCCCUUUGUUCAACGCUGACUUACAGCUACAAAAGAGACUUAAUUUUACUUUGGAAAUAACAUUUACUCGUAAUAACAUUAUGAGAUGCUGUAAUAUGAGCUAUCAGGUCAUGUGUUAACAUGGCAUAUGUAUUUUUUGAUACCUGAGUUACAUUAUUAGAGUUAUUAGUAUCCAUAUAGAUUUUCACUCCAGAAACACAAGCUAAAAUCUUGUCUUGAGUGAAGUACAUCUAGGUCAGUAUGGUGGCUGAAAGGGAAUAAUAUCCAAAUUACUGUUGCUUGUACUGUGUAAGAAAAAGAAAAUAACUGCUUUUUAAGAAAAAAAAAUUGGUGUUUGCUAAUUUAUAGUUACUGUUUUAUACUUUUCAACAUUUUUAAUGAAGAUUUUUUUAUUGCUGGCUAUAAAAUAACACUCAGAAGGAUUUAGAUACCUAAUUAUUUAAAACAUGGGACAUAUUUGUAUAAUCCAUUGAAGGAUUAGUUCUAAGCAUUAAUUAAAACCAUGUGUAGUGUUGUGCCCAAGGCUUAAAGAAAAUUUGGCAGUAGAAGAAAUUGUUUCUCUCUGCUUUUAAUAUACUUUUUUGUUGAACUUUCAUGGGUAUUCAUAUGGGUAGGGAAACAAAGGUUACAUGUGCUACAGAAAUACUGGACACCAUACGAUUGGGUAGAAGUGGCUAGAAGAAAAGUAAAGAGAAAGACAAGCUACAAGUAAGCUGUUAAAAUUUUAUGUUUUCAGAGUGCUGCCUGCUGUUGAGUUGAUUUUCAAGAUUCAGUUUAGGUACUGACUGAAAUUUGCCUUGAAACUUUUUACAGUAAUCCUGUAACAGCUUAAGUAGUGACUUAAAUGCAAUUUGAACUAGGGUUACACCGUUUAGUAUAACACUGCUCUCAAGAAAGGAAUUCUCACCUGAGUAUUCAAAAUGUCUACUCUCUCAGAGGUAGAUUCUACUCCUAUACACAGGAUUUUAUAUCUGACUUCCUAACAGCAACCUCUUUCUGCCUGGACACUGAUCCCCCUUUUCCUUUCGAAAUCCAGUCUAAGUGACAGGUAUUCUGAAGAAAAAUACAGUAUCCUUUAAAGGAGAAACAAUAUACAAAUGUUACUCCUCCUUUAUACUGGUUAGUCAACCACACACACACACACAAGCUAAAAUGAUUGCUUCCAGUAGUGGGUAGAUAUCAUUUUUAACCAGCAUCUGUAAAUAUCAGUUAUAGUUUUGUCUGUAAAAUGGGAUUGGGGAGAGGGGUGUUAUGAAUGACUUGGACUGGACAGCGUUUCACAUUCUUUGAUUUCUCAUCUGGCACAGUACCUUACUUUCACAUUCGUCGGACAGAUAUUUUGGGAGUUCCUACUGGAUGCCAAGCAAUAUACUGGGGAUAGCUCUGGGAUCUCCUAAUGCAGCAUCACAAAUUUUAGAGCCAGCUAUUUCAGAUUUACAGUUAAUAGUAUCUAUCUAAUGCCAUGGGCUAUAUUAAUACUAGAUUUUAAAAGGAAAUAAUUUUUUUUCCCUUUGAACUAGAGGAGUGAGUUAGCUUUGAAAACAUAGUUUGGAAUACUACAAUACAGCUUCUACCUUUAUUGCAACACUGUAGUCUUAAUAAUCUUUAUUCCAGAAAAACUUUUGUGAGAGCUAAGGGGUAUCAGCUACCAACCAGAAACAUCACUUCAGUUUGGCAGUUUGUGUAUUAUAAGGAAAUAGUAAAUGUUUAAAGUAAGUGAAUGCUUUCCUGCUGGAAACUUCCUGGUACUUCUUGUGAGUGUUUCUACAUUCAGGUUAAGGGAUUUGUGUGCACCUGAUUAACAACUGAGGAAACUUAAUUUUCCCCUUAACCUGUUUGGGUGCUUUUGUAGUGUUUUUGCUUUUUCAGUUCUUUCAAUUUCUGUUAUUUAACAUCACCUUAAUAGCAUCAGUAAACACCCUUUCAGGAAUUUUCAGCUAAAGCCUUUUAAUUUAGUUACGUUAGCUUUAAUUAAUUUAUGGGCAACAUUUGCCACGUUCUAAGUGAUAUUCGGCUUAGUUUAUUCAUACAUUACUAAUGGCCAUUUGGCAAGGUAUGGGAAUCAGGGAAAGGCUGCCUCUUUGGUAUUUCAACUGGUAUUGAUUAGUGCUGCCAACCUUUGGGGAGAAAUGGUCAAAAUGAAGCCCUGUCCAGAUUUAUUAGUACUGUCUUUGUUCCUUCAAACACUUGAACAGCUGUGAUGAGAUUUAAGGAAAAUAAAGUUAAAUUCCGGGUCUUGCCAUUGCCAUGAAAAACAAAUUAGACAGGAAACUUGGUUUUACCUGGGUACCGACUUACUUGAAUAUUUAGUACCUGAGGCAUCUGACCACUGUCACUGUGCCAAACCAAAGAGCAGCUGCAGCUUAGUGGUCACUAAACUAGCACCGCUUACAAAGUAUAGUUUCAUCUUUGCAUCUGGACAAUUUUUAAAAAUUCUUACAUAUUUAGUGGUUAUGAUCCAAUGUGUCAUAAGUUAACUUAGUUUAAAUCAAAUAUGCGAUGUUUACUUGAAUUUUGUUUCUAUUAAAAGCAGAUUUUGACUGUUUUUGUAGGAUUGUUUAAACUACAGAUUUUUAGUCAUGUGAGAUUUCCCUUCAGUCAUCUUUAAAGCAGAUGCAUAUUAAGGGCUUAGUGUUAGGAUCUGCAUAUUUGGGGCACUGAAAAGACAAAUGACUUACAAAUAUGUUUUGCUUACAUUUUGUCCUAGGACUAGCACUGCUAUCGAUGGAAAGUAUUUUUAACUAAUCUGUUAUUGAGAAAUGAACCAUAUUUUUGCACUUCAGCCAAAAUAAAGACGAUAUCUAAUAUUCUGUAAGAUACAGCUAAUAUGUAAAUCUGAAAUUCAUGUUUCGUAUGAUCUGAACUGUAUUUUCCAACGUAAAUUAAAAAUGCAAUAUAGAUUCAGAAACGUCCAUAUUUUUCUAACGACUUCACUUUAUAUUUUGAGUUGCAUAAAGAAGCAAGGAAUUGUUUGUAUUAAAAGCUUCAGAAAGCUGUUAGUUGAGUUUAUCAUAUUUGUACAUGAUUACAGAUGAGUCUAUGCCCAUUUAAAGAAAAAUGGACACUAUUUUAAAGCGAUCUUUAAUGUUUUUAUAUAAACAAAUUUGAAAUAUAGCUCACUUUGGUUGUUUUUACAUAUCAAGUUCUAUAAGUCUUUUAUUUGUUUCUCGUAAGUGUAACCCUGGACCAUGACUUCAUUUUAUUUUUGCUUUGUCUUUUGGGUGGCCUAACCUCCAUUAACAUGAAGGCUGAACAUUUUUAAACUUGUUUUUCCAAAAAUCAUAAUGAUUUACUUUAUUAAUAAAUAAAAUAAAGUCGUGUAUUUGA